Molecule: messenger RNA, 900 nt
Organism: Medioppia subpectinata
Lineage: Eukaryota; Metazoa; Arthropoda; Arachnida; Sarcoptiformes; Oppiidae
Source: the annotation of a GenBank genome assembly
AUGGAUAAUGUGUUCCUCUCUUCGUCUAAAAUACCAGCCAUUGAGUCGUCGACUGGUAUUUCUGAAGACUUAGGUCUCGGCCCGAUUAGGGAUCCAUUGACGACAGUCAUACCGAUGACAAUAGUAUACGCUCUCAUACUAAUCACUGGAGUUAUCGGCAAUUUUAUAACAUGUUUGGUAAUCGCACGGAACCGGUAUAUGCAUACGGCGACCAACUAUUAUCUGUUCAGUUUAGCCAUAUCUGACUUACUGUUACUUGUGUUGGGUUUGCCUCAAGAGAUAUACCAGUUAUGGCAGAAAUAUCCGUACGCUUUCGGCGAAGUGUUUUGUGUGAUCCGCGGCAUGACGUCCGAGGCGUCCACCAAUUCAUCUGUGCUCACAAUAACUGCCUUCACUAUCGAGAGAUAUGUAGCCAUUUGUCAUCCAUUGAAGGCCCACACGAUGUCAAAGUUGUCGCGAGCCGUGAAACUCAUAAUAAUAAUGUGGAUUCUGGGCAUUGUGUGCGCCCUUCCCAUCGCCUAUCAGUUCGGCAUUGUUUACGACUUCAGUGAUGACCGACAGAUCCCAGAAUCGGCCGCCUGUUCUAUAAAGCGGACGAUUCCGUACUUCAAUGAACACACGUUUACCAUCUCAUCACUGCUUGUGUUUGUAAUCCCAGUGACUAUAAUAUCAGUGCUCUAUAUGUUGAUUGGUUUAAAACUCCGCUAUUCAACGGCCGUCCGAAACAAACAAAUCGCUGCAAACAAUACCACCGAUCAGGACGUGAACGCCCGCAACGGCUCCGCGUAUUUUAAAUACCAGUCAACCAAAAGACCGCUUGACUCCAAGAACUCGUCCAACGGUUCCAAUAGUUUGUCACAACGACGGGCUGUCAUCAAAAUAUAUUUUGCUAUCAAAUGA